This is a messenger RNA of Beauveria bassiana ARSEF 2860, 1161 nucleotides long. RefSeq names its product RTA1 like protein. The record is from RefSeq and is a predicted model, not a curated record. Lineage: Eukaryota; Fungi; Ascomycota; Sordariomycetes; Hypocreales; Cordycipitaceae. Gene Ontology annotation, cellular component: plasma membrane; fungal-type vacuole. The coding region runs from base 1 to 1161 and encodes 386 amino acids. The transcript has 3 exons.
AUGGCAAGCGACUGCGGUUUUGCAUGCCCUGUCGCUGGAGGAUUCUACCUGUACCAACCCAGCAUCAGCGGAAACAGUACUUUCAUCGUCAUUUAUGGGUUAAUAUCUCUCGCUACCCUCUUCCUCGGUCGGCGACAUGGGACUCGGCAAUACUCUGCGCUGCUAUACGUGUCUCACCUUCUCCAGAUGCUCGCUUUUGUUGGCAGAGUUUUGCUUCAUCGCGCGCGAGACUCACAACCGUACUUCUUCGUAUUCCUAAUAGGCACUCUCGUGGCACCACUGUUGGCUGCAAGCACGAUACUCUCAGCCUUGCCUUCAAUACUCAUCAAUAAUGUGGGACAGCCACCCGAUACUUGCAGAUCAGCGGUGUUUCGAACAGGGUUGCACGGCCUGAUCUUGUUGGCAUUUAGCCUUGAGGUAGCGGGUGCUGCGGUGUUAUGCUAUGGCCAGAAGAUGCUAGAGGCAAUUGUCGUCGGGCUCAGCGUGCAGACUCUCGGUCUUACACUCAUGCUGGGAAUAUGUGCCAAGGCAUCGUAUCACGGUCACAAAGGUGCUCGCGGCCAACAUAUUCCUGAUGGCAAUGAGUCAUCUCGCCGAGGACUGGAAGCUGCCGGAGUGGCCCUUUUGAUACAUUCAAUAUAUCGAAUCGUCGAGAUGGCGUUGGGCGUAUCUGGAACUUUGUUCCAAAGCGAAACCGCCUUUAUGGUGGUCAAUGGAGCACUGCCGCUCGUUUAUUGCAUGCUGCUGCUCAUAUUCCAUCCGAAAACCGUCGCUUGGUCAUCGUCAGCCUUGAUAUCACCCGCAUCCGAGAAGCGCAAGGAACGACCGCCACCACUUACUCGUCAAGACAGCCACCCGGCACAUCAUGGAUACUCGCCAAACAUUGCACUACAACUUUCGCCCAUGUCUCAAAAGAGUCAGGCGUCAAACCCUCCAGAAGUACCUUCGGGAUCUCCUGGGCUGCCAGCCAACCCGCGACCAGCGAAUAAGUUGACGCCGGCGCCCACGGCAGCGCCGACUCACAAUAGCAAGCCUGCAUCGACACAAAUUUUGGCUACACAAAAUAGUGCGGGCCACCAUGGGAUAGGUAGAGGAGCCAGCAGACGUGCCCGCGGCCACAACGUUCCUGAAGGGAUGGUGAAAAAAGAUGACGUGUGGUAG